Aplysia californica (California sea hare) is the source of this 8082-nucleotide messenger RNA. RefSeq lists its product as uncharacterized. Gene Ontology annotation, cellular component: cytoplasm. Gene Ontology annotation, molecular function: ATP binding; protein serine/threonine kinase activity. The record is from RefSeq and is a predicted model, not a curated record. NCBI's taxonomy places the organism in Eukaryota, Metazoa, Mollusca, Gastropoda, Aplysiida, Aplysiidae. Gene Ontology annotation, biological process: protein phosphorylation.
GUCAUAAAGUCCAGGAGUGACUUUCCACCCUAGUGGAAUUGAGCGUCAAUGUUCAAAGGUGGAGCUUUAGAAGCAUUAUGAAGAAUAAAGAGAAAGACAAGAGUCAGUUGCUGAGCAACCAGCUUGAUGCUCUGGAAAAGCAUCUGAAAGACAAAAGGAAUGGAGACAUCUGGGAAACCUCUGUGAGUCGCAAGGAUAUUUCAGAAAGAAAUAAGUUGUUCCUGAAUGGGUCUAGUGUGGAUGAGGAUUCAACAUGCCUGUCUAUGCCUGACAUUGUAGAUGGCAUUUACCCUUCAAACCGCAGGGAUAGCUGUACACUUUCUGAGCCUCUGAGCUGGGACAAACACAAAGUUUCUGAUUCCCUGAACAUAAAUAAGAAUGAGAGUGGACCUCCUGAAAGCUAUAUGAGUAGCUAUAGAGUUUUGAAACAUCUAACUUCGAGCUGCAGCUCAGAUCUGGAACCUCUAAGCAUAGAAAACUUGAAGGGUUCUGACUCUUCAACAUCUUUGAAAGAGAAUGGGAUUCUUAUAUACCCAUCUGCCGUGAGGAGUAAAGAAGAUUUGCAACUUACAAACAUUUUGGACAGAAAUGGGAUAUUUGCUCCCCCAGCCAUAGUGGACAGCAAUAAAGUUUUGGGGUUAAUAAAGUCAUGUGAUGGGGAUGCAGAUGAGACAACACAUGUCAAGCAGGUCGUCUGCAGUUUGGAUGAGGAGAGGCAGUUGCAGGAGCAAAAGGAGCACAGCGGUGACUACAUUACUGAUAAAUAUACCAAAGACACACUGGAGACGGAAGAUCCAGGAAAAAGAUUUAUGAAGGUUGCAAGUUGGGAUGAGAUUGAAGAAAAAUGCUGUUGGAAUGACAAGGAAAAAGUUGUCCUGGCAAGCGAGAGAGAUACAGAGUAUGUAGUAGAAAUGGAUGAAUUUGACAAAGAAGAAAAGCUAUACAGAGAUAGCUUGGAGACUGAGAAAGGUGAGAAGAGUCAAGUCAUUUCCAUUAGUUUAUCUGCCAACAUUGUUGAAGAUAUGGCAAAAUCGAAAAGUUCUAUCAGUGAGAGCAACUCAGAUGAUACUGCCCAUGAGUUUGAGGCUUUCACUGACAGACAGAUGCCAUCUGCUGAAACUAUCCAACCCCAGGAAGACAGAUUUUUCAUUUCUGAUGGCUUUCUAAGUUUUGAGGACUUCUCUUCGAUGGAGUCUGUAAUUAGUGAAGCAAACUGGUCUUUGUUAAGGAAUGGUCUCUCCCUCAGUUUGGAACAUUGCACAACAUUUCAGGUAAACAUCCAGUUCUCUGCUACUGGUGAAUCUUUUAUCUCAAAUAAUCAUGUGCAGUUUUUAACCAGUCUCUCAAGUAAGAGUAGUCAAGUCCAUCCUUGCUUCAAGAAAAUAAACAUAAGUAAAGGGCCUGAGGAUACCCUUCUUGAUUGCCCAGAUGUUUGCUUGUCGUCCCUCAACUAUGUCGACAGAGCUAAAAUUUCUAAGUUUAUCAACAAGACUUUCUCACUUCUGCAGAGUGAGCAGGAUGAGAGAGAAUUUGAUGAUUGCUCUAUCAUUAGAAAAGUGAAAUACACUGGAGAUUUGAAGGACAGUUUGAGUUCUGAUCCCCAUGAUUCAGCUGUCUCUCCAGGGUAUGAAGAGCAUAGAUACGCUGGACAUAGAAACGGACAGGAUGAAAAGAAAGAUAAAACCCCAAGUGAAAGAACUAGGAAAUCAAGAAACAUAAAGCAAAAUUUGCACCAUGUUACAAGUAGGCAUUUGAAUCGACAAAGAAAACAGAAGGUCAAAAGUCGCAGGAGGCAUUUUAAAGACAAGGGACGAAAACGCCAGUCAGAUGCCAACCAGCUGGCAUUCGGCAAACGGAAAAGAAGGAACCGAAAGGGUGGAUUGAUGGACAGAAAUUUAAAGUGGCUGGAUUGUUCUCACGGUGACUGCCCAAAAGAACUGAAGGAACCUGUAAUAUUUUUACGGCUUGUAAGAGUGAGAGGCGGUGCAAAUGACCAUCACGAGGGAUGUAUGGAUGGUGGGACAUCCGGACAUGGAUCAGGUUCUCGGGAGGAGAAGGACAUUUCUGGUGGCCAAAACGGACGAGGGCAUGGCAAUGGAAAUAAGGAUUGGGGAGGAGACAGUAACAGCAGAGACAGUGGUGGUCACAAUACUAAUGGGAGAGAUGGAGAUGGACCCAAUAAAGAUGGUGGCAGUGGAAAUGGCGAAAGGGAUCAGGGCAACCCAGAUGAUGGAGACGAUGAUGAUAAUGGUGGAGAUGAUGAGGAAGAUGAUAAGAGCAAGGGCAAAAAGGAUCCAGAGGGGAGAAAUGUUCCCAGACUGGAUAAUGUUCCAGACCCUGCGUUGAGGGGCCAGCCUUCUGGUGGUGAUGAGAGGUCAAGAGCUGCCCAUGAGAUUAGGGAAGCCAUGGCUCAAAGCCCGUCCCCUGGUGAGCAGGAAGCAGCAGAUAGGCCACCAGGUCUUUUAACUGAAGAGGGUGAGGAAGAGCAUUCAGUGGAGCACACUGCGAUGUCCAUUGACCAUAUCUGUGAUGUCAUUGGAAUGGCGACUUCAGGCCCACCGGUGAAUGUAGCGCCAGAGGUUGGUGAUCAAUUUAACGUCUGUCUGAGUGAGAACCUCCACCAGCUGUCAAACCUGUCUCCCAGAGAGUUGGAUGCAGGCUCAGGGGGCAUGGGCUGCUGUCUUUGCAUCGUCCUGUCUGGUCUGCUCACGCACAUGGCAGAUACAGAAUGCUCGUGUCGCGCUGGGCAGUGCAACCAGUGUUCCCAAGCUUUUCACCUCAUCAUGUGGCAUGCUCAACUCUGCAUCCAGGCCAACAGGAAGAAGUCACGCAUAUCCAGUUCUGAUCUCUGCUACAAGAUCUGCAAGAGUUCAGACUGGAAGUGGGAGAAGUUACACAGCAAUGCAGAUCGACUCAGAGUCAAGGUGAAAAAGUAUUGUGCCAAAGUUCUGGGUAGUUCACCGGCUGAGCCAGCAGUGGGCGCCACAGGGAUGAGUGAGCUGGAUCACCGGGAAGAUGGGUCCAGCACAGGUCCUCCAACCUCCAGCAACACCUCACUGUCCCUGGGUGGAAACCUUGUCACUUCUCCCGCUGAGGAACCUGGCGAACUGGAACAUCUACCUAGCUAUAGCUUCACCUCAGCAGCACUCCACUCAGCACUUGUGAUCAGUGGCUCUCAGAGAGACUUUCACCCAUCAGGGGCAUCAUCAUUAAGUCAGACACCAGAUCACAUGGGCGCCAUGGCGGUGAUGCCUGCUAGCCCUGUGGUACCUGCUACUGGUCCGCUGAGUCGAGCUGUAGGGUCUGCCUUAAGUUCUGGGCCGGAACAGAAAGAGCCAGAGGUGCACAAAACACCGCUGUCACGGAAGUCGAGUCAGCGUAGAGCGGCCGUCAUCCCUCAGCCCAUCCCAGAAGAAACAGGCGAGGCAUCAGAGCCCAAAGAUGAUAUUGCUCAACUUAUAUACAGCCGCUUUGCAAAGGGAGAUGACCCUUAUGAGACUCAGCCGACAUAUGGUGUUACAAACCGCAUAGAGAGCAUGCCUAUUGGUCGCGUGCAUGAUGAGGAGCAGUUCAUGUCCUUGUGGAAUCGGCGUAAAGGAGUCCCAGGGGUUGGAGAGGUUGUCUUUGGUCAUCUAUCACAACUCCGUAUUGUCGCUGCGUUUUUCGAGAAGAAGCGCGAGGAGUGUGAGCAGACCGGCAUCUGCCCUUACCAGCUGCGAGAAGAGGGAGUGAUCUUGGCAGAACACAAAGACAAGUUCCACAUCUUGCGCACUCGCUACCAGAAACACCAACAAUGGGAACGAGUUGCUCAUCUAGGAAAUGGAAUGUCAGGAAAAUGCCACCUUGCUAUUGACCUCAAGACAAAGUUUAAAUUUUGUUGUAAGAAGGUCCACCUGCUGCGGUAUGAAGAAGAGGAGUUGAGGCUGUCUUCAGAGGUACACCAUCCGUAUGUGGUUCGAAUGUUUGGCGCUAUCCGACAUGGUGUUAAAGUCUACAUUUUCUCCGAGUUUAUUGAUGGUGGUAGCCUCGAGUCAUGCAUUAGAGAGCAGAAGCUUCUCGGCCGCCGGCUGAGCCACUGGACAGCCAUCACGUAUUUUCAGCAGUUGCUCCAGGUGCUGGCAUACCUGCAAUCCAAGAAUAUGCUUCAUGAGGACAUCAAAGCUGACAAUAUUCUGCUGCGGAGAGACUCUCCCUUCAUUGCCGUCACUGACUUUGGAGUGUCCCGAAGGCUGCAUGACCCAAAGGAGCUGAAGAACAAGUCUCCAGUUGGGAGCCCCACCCAUUGGAGCCCAGAAAAGGCUUCCAUGGAAGGCCACGGGUUCCCCUCAGACCUGUGGGCAGCCGUGUGUGUGCUGGUGCACAUGCUCAGUGGGGAACCACCCUGGCUCAAGAGAUUCCAGAGGGCGGCCAUUUUGAACUUUAUUAUUUAUGCUCGCCCACCGCCCAUGGAAGAUGUUCCAGAUGACGUUCAAGCUGUCGUGAGAGACCUGAUUGAGAAAGGGUUUGUGAAGAAUCCAGAGCACCGGCCCAGUGCCAGUGAGCUGCUCACACACUCGGCCUUCCGCAUGCUAGAUGAUGGCACGCCACAGAACUAUUACUCCACACUCAUGUGCCACUCUGUGGCCGAGGGGAGACAGCAAAAUGCUGGGGAUACAGAGCAGACUUCGAGAAACAUAGUAACGACUGCUCUUGCAAACACGACUGAAAGCAAUGUGUUGUAUUCCACGAAUAUUGCACCAAGCCAAUGUCAAGAGUCGGACAAAAGAAUGGACCCUGAGAGAAGACAGAGGGACGUGGAGGCCAAAAACGGUCAGACUGACUUACACACUGACCAAAGACAGAGAGAUGUACUCCCUACCGUACCAACUGUUGUUCUCACUGCUGAGGAGAGCGGAUCAAGUGAGAGGAGCGGGGAUGUAUCAACAAUUGUUGGACACUCGGAUAACAGCGCCCAACAUUCAAAUGAGAGUGUGAACUCUACCACCAUGAAGAACGAGGGGCAAUUAGUUGGGGCCACAGUGCAAGGACCAACUGUCAUUAUUGGAGCUACUGCCCAUGAACCAGCCCUUACUGCAGAGAAGAACGCUUUCCAUUAUGAUCAAAAUCUGAAAGAACUAAUGUGCCCAGAUCUUGAACGGCUUCUCCCAAAGCUGGAUGACUUGAUCCCAUCAUCUGCUUACUCUGACACCACAAGUUCAAUACGAUCAUUUUUUGAGGACAAGUACCCAACAGUUGAUUUUGUUGCCAAGGGAAUGCCAGCCUUAAGGUACUACAGGCCAGAGCCAGAACCAGUUGUAGGUGAUCCCUUACCAAAGCUCUCAAUAUUUGAGAUCCCAAAGCUGGAUACCUCAUCUGAACAUGAUAAAGAAUUAGUGGAGACCUCAUCCCAUCCAGAACUUGCUGCACAGAAUAGCCAGAGAAAGGAGCUUCCGUCACACAGCAUGUUGAAAUUUCAGUUGUCAUCGGAGCCGGAGGAAUUGAACAGCUUCGAGAUGUUUGGACCGGGCCCAGACUUGGCCAGUGAGGCUGUAAGAAAGAUCUCUGCAGCCAAAAGUAAGCAACAGUCUGAGAGCCAUGGAGGGGAGGUUGCCCCACUGUCUCCCUCCAGCCCAAGUGCCAAGCUGAGUGGAGGAAGUAAUCACAGUUUAUCAGGUCUUCAGCAAAAGAAACCAUCCAAUCUGAAACUGAACGUGCCAGACCCAGGAAGCUCUAGAUUGGCUGCUUCCACUGCACAUCCCAACGAAGGGGAGAGCAAAAGGUCCAAGAUGUGGCCUCCGACUUCAGACUAUGCAACCCCACAGACGGGCUUUACCCCAGGAUCAGGUCUGCUGUCGUCAACACCGAGGAAGCAUGACAUCAGCACCUCAGGCUCCACAGGAUCGUCACAGCAAGCAUUUUUCUUGCCCUCCCGAGGCAACUCAGUGAUUGAUGAGCAGGAGAGACAUUUGCAGGAACUGCAAGCGGAACUUGAAGACAAUGUUUCACAAUCAAGCAGUGAUAAUGAAAAGCUGGCAGGUGUUCUCAACUCAUACUCAAUGGAAGAUGAGGAAGAUGAGGUAACAGAGGCGGCGGCCAGUGAAGACACAGACUCUCAGUGCAUCCUUGAGAGGAUUCAGAGCAAACUCGGGGAACCAAAGAUUGGUGGACAUAAGCUAAAUUUCUACAAUAGUCAGAGAGAGUUUAUGUUUGAUGCCAGGGUGCUCGAAUUGCCUGUUAUUUGGAGACACUUCAUUGACGAAGUGCGACGUCGAAUCAGAAGACAUGGCCUUGAUCAUUUUACCCUAAUGCAUCCCCAUGGGAAAAGAGUGGAUUUCGACAGAUCAUUCCGAGACAAGGACGUGAUUGUUGUGGCCUUGACCUCACCUCACCGGGACUGCUGGUGCAUGGACUGUGAGAUGCUCAACUUCAGGCCACUCUACCAACCAUAACCAUGAUAACAGAAAUGUCCAGAGUUCAUAAAUUCUGUAAUGCUUCAUAGUUUUAUAUUGUUCCAUCGCCUAUUGUUUGUAUUCCAGUUGUUGCUGAUCCCGGAUUCCUUGGGGGCAGUUCUAUGCAAGGGCAGUCGUUUUUUGCGAUUUUUUAAUGUCCUUCCAAAACCUAUGACUUGCUAAGGGAGGGGAGGUAAAGAAAGAAAAGUUCUUCUGGGUUUUUUUCCUUCUCUUUGUAAAUUGGUGUGUGAAUGCAAAUGUAUUUUCUCAUUUAUUUCCCUCUCACUUUGUAGAUCGCUUUACUAAGUCUGUUGAAGACACUGCUUGCUUUUCUUGAGUCCUUUUCUGAUCAUCUUUCUGGUUUUCCUGUCCUUUUCCCUUCCAAUUCCUCUUAGAAAAACGUCUUUCUCACAUGUAUAAAAUGAUGUUUGAAAUAAACCAAAUAUUUCAAUGCUUACUUUCUUAUGAGGGUAUGUGAUCAACUUUUCAAGCAGUUUGAGGAUUUUAUUGCCUGGUUCUUUGUAUUUAUGUAUUUCCCAGUUGACCAGAAUAAUUGUUUUGAAGUCCUUUUUUUUCAAAAUGCACCAUAUCUUACAAUGAAAUAUAUUGUUUGAAAAUACACUUUUUAUUAUUAUUUAACCUCAGAUGCUAAUGAUGCAAAUUGUUAUUAAUUUUUAACCUCUGAUACUACUGUUUUAACAAGGGUUUUUCAACUAUUUUUUAUGUUACCUAAUGAAUAAAUUAAUAUACAAUUAUAAAAAUUGAUUGUGCUGCCUAAUUUUUGUUAUACGCCAUUUCAUUGCAAAACUUUUGUAACCCUAAGCCUAAGGUUAUCAUGAUUCAGAUCCUUCAACACUGAGUCACGUUCUAAUGUCUUUUUCUAUCAUGUUUACCUUUUUGCCAUGUAUUUGAUGUUGCCAUCAAUAUGUUACGUCAGGAUACAGUGUUCCUGUUGAAUUGUUGCUGAUUUACAUUCCAGUACACCAUGACUCACUGAGUCUUGUGUUUUUCUUAGGCGCACAAUACCAGAACCCUGAGUUUUUUAGGGGAUAUAGAACUGCACCCGGAUCAGUCUGUUCAGGCUAUCUUUUUCUUUGUUGUACACAUAUGUUGCCAGAUAUUGAUGAUAAACACAACUAGACAUUGAGAAAGCUAUAACUUUACUUUUCUUUGUUUUUGACUGAAAAAAAGACUUUUGCUUCUUACUAAAAUCUUGGGGUCUAAAUUUCAACCCUCAAUCAGUCUCUCAUUCUUUGCAUUAUAUUAUUUGAGUUUAUGCAGUUAUAAUUGCCAAUAAUUCUGAAUCCAUGUCAUAAUAAUACUUCUUAUGCUCUUCCACCGUCUUCUCCAAACUCAAGUUUCUCCUUGAAUGCUAAGAACUGUUUGUUUUGGACUUCUUGAGCCCAUCAGUACAGACUCCAAAGGACUUUUUGAGAGCCAAAGGACAGCUGUGCUCUCAACUGUAACGUCUUUGGUUUUCUCCUACUUUCUAUUAAUUUUGCUUCCUGGGAUGAGUGUUUCUUUUUUCUUAUCAUUGCCAUUGCGAAGGAGUGUACUCUUAAAGUAUUUUUUAUUGUAUCCAUGAUUGAACCUUAAUUAUGCCACAUCACCAUUUUGAUUUCGUAAUUAAUAAACUUCUUCAACAAUCACCUGA